CGAAGGGGCAGGAAACUGUGGUAACUCACUUGGAGGGUAGCAGGGAACUGGAGGUGUGGCCACGCCCGCUGCCCGCAGAGGACUCGGGGAGACACGAAGGGCGAGACACGAAGGGCAGUGGGAAGGUGAGGUGGGCCCGUGGGACGCCGUCCGCCUGGAAGAGCACAGGCCUCCAUCUGGAGGGAAGGCGGCCGCGGCUGUGGCUCUGCGGGCGGCCAGCAGCGUGUGGCUGGCCUGGCACCUGCGCCAGAUCCUGGUGCUUGUUCUCGGAGGCCAGGAGCGAUGGUUUGUUUUUUCAGCCCCUGAGUUAAUUAGGAAUGCAGCCAGCCCCACGCUCUGUUCACAAGACUUGGCCUUCAAGGUUGAUGGCCGCGUCCCAGACGUUAACGUUAUCGGAAGCCUGACGCCCGCGUGGUUCUCGCGCCUUCCUGUGCACACAGGUGAGACCGCUCAGGUGAGACCGAUGCCCGCCCCGAGGAGCAGGUGCUGACGCCCCCAGCCUGGUGCUGCGCCUCCUGACACCACCGCCCACCCAGGAUCUAAAUGCCACAGCGCCCCCGGGGCACAGUGGGCUGCGACCCGCUGUUGCCUGCAAAGACCGCACGGCCAUGGGGAACGCCGAGAGCCAGAGCGUGGAGCACGCGUUCUACGGGGAGAAGCGUGCCAGCCUGGGGCGCAAGCACACGUCGCGCUCGCUGCGCCUGUCGCACCGGGCGCGGCGGGCCCGGCACGCGUCCUCGGGGAAGGCGGUGCCCAGGAGCUCCGAGGUGAGCGCGCGCUCCAGCAGCACCCCCAGCAUCCCGCAGUCGCUGGCGGAGAGCGGCCUGGAGCCCUUCGCGCAGGAGGGCGCCCUCGAGGCCUUCGGGAGCCCCACCUGGGUGGACCGUGUGGAUGCGGGCCUGAGGCCCGUGUCCUACACCGACUCCUCUGUGGCCCCCAGUGUGGGCAGCAGCAUCGUCCUCGCUGCGGCCUCCGUGCCCAGCGUGCCUGACUCGGAGGACAGCCGGCUCUACGGUGAGGAUGCGGCCUACCCGGCUGAGGGUGGCAGGCGGCCGCAUCCCUAUGAGCGCGCCGGGCCCACGUUCCCGGAGAGUGCCGGCUUCAGGAAGAAGCGCUCCAAGUCCGCAGACAUCUGGCGGGAGGACAGCCUGGAGUUCUCGCUCUCCGACCUGAGCCAAGAGCAUCUGACGAGCAACGAGGAGAUCCUGGGUGCUGCCGUGGAGAGGGACCGCCAGGAGGCCCGGCGGGCGGAGAGCCGGCUGGGCCCGCGGCCACCCGCCACCUGUCAGCGCGCCAAUUCCCUGAGCGAUCUCUGCACUCCGGACAGCGCCAGGGUGAUGGCCAACGGGGGGCCCAGGAGCAAGUGCGCUGGCUACUGUCGCAAUUUGGCGUCUGACCACCCCCACCGGGCCAACCACAAGGCGCCACCCGCCGCUGCCGAAGAGGCUGCCCCCUACAACAACUACAACACCCUUCCCUGCAGGAAGUCCCACUGCCUCUCAGAAGGCGCCACCAACCCACAGCUGAGCCACAGCAGCAGCAUGCAGGGCAGGAGGGCCAGGACAACCCAGGAUGUGAAUGCGGGAGAAGGCAGCGAGUUUGCCGACAGUGGGAUUGAAGGGGCCACCACGGACACGGACCUGCUGUCCAGGCGCUCCAAUGCCACCCACUCGAGCUACUCGCCGCCCCCUGGCCGUGCGUUUGCGGGCAGUGACAGCGGCAGCAGCAGCACAGGGGACGCAGCGCGCCAGGGCGUGUACGAGAACUUCCGCCGCGAGCUGGAGCUGAGCGCCGCCAACCGCGAGAGCCUGGAGGACGCGGGCUCGGGGCACAGUGACGAGCGCUCCAGCGGUGCCCCAAGCUCGCCGGGCCGCUCCGACGUGCUGCGGGAGGCGGCGCGGGGCACGGUGCGCAAGGCGGGCGCCCUUGCCGUCAAGAACUUCCUGGUGCACAAGAAGAACCGGAAGGUGGAGCCGGCAGCGCGCAGGCGCUGGAAGCACUACUGGGCAUCCCUGAAAGGGUGCACGCUCCUGUUCUACGAGAGCGACGGCAGGUCAGGCGUUGACCCCGCCAGCACCCCCAAGCACGCCGUGUGGGUGGAGGACAGCAUCGUGCAGGCCGUGCCUGAGCACCCCAAGAAGGACUUCGUCUUCUGCCUCAGCAACUCCCUGGGCGACGCCUUCCUCUUCCAGACCACCAGCCAGACGGAGCUGGAGAACUGGGUCACCGCCAUCCACUCCGCCUGCUCCGCCGCCGUCGCGCGGCACCACCACAAGGAGGACACACUGCGCCUGCUCAGGUCGGAGGUGAAGAAGCUGGAGCAGAAGAUCGACAUGGACGAGAAGAUGAAGAAGAUGGGCGAGAUGCAGCUGUCCUCCGUCACCGACUCCAAGAAGAAGAAGACCAUCCUGGACCAGAUCUUCGUCUGGGAGCAGAACCUAGAGCAGUUUCAGAUGGACCUGUUCCGCUACCGCUGCUACCUGGCCAGCCUCCAGGGUGGGGAGCCGCCCAACCCCAAACGGCUGCUCGCCUGCGCCAGUCGGCCCACGAAGGCGGCCAUGGGCCGGCUGGGCAUCUUCUCCGUGUCGUCUUUCCACGCCCUGGUGGCGGCGCGCACCGGGGAGACGGGGGUGCGGCGGCGAACCCAGGCGACACCCCGGCCCGCGAGCAAGCGCAGGAGCAGGUUCUCCUCUCUGUGGGGCCUGGACACCACCUCCAAGAAGAAGCAGGGGCACCCCAGCAUCAGCCAGGUGUUUGGGGACGGACCCGACGCGGUCAAGCAGUCUUUGGAGGGCGUCUUCGACGACACCGCCGCAGAUGGCAAGACGGAGAAGGAGCCGGGCCUGCCUGGCGUCCACCAGCACAACCCUGACGGUGACAUCUGGGUCCAUGAAUACUUCACGCCAUCCUGGUUCUGUCUACCCAAUAACCAGUCCGCCCUGACGGUCAUCCGGCCGGGGGACACCGCCCGGGACACUCUGGAGCUGAUCUGCAAGGCCCACCAGCUGGACCACUCGGCUCAUUACUUGCGUCUGAACUUUCUGAUCGAGAACGAGACUCGGCACUACGUGCCCCGGCCGGAGGAGGACAUUUACGAGCUGCUGUACAAAGAAAUUGAAAUUUGUCCAAAAGUCACUCAGAACAUCCAGAUGGAGAAGUCAGACGCAGCUGGCGACAAUUACGGGUUUUUUCUGUCUUCCGAGGAUGAAGACGGCGUUCGGAGGCUCUAUGUGGACAGCGUGAAGGACACCGGGCUGGCGUCCAGGAAAGGCCUGAAGGCAGGAGACGAGGUCCUCGAGAUCAAUAACCAGACAGUCGGCACCCUGAGCUCCUCGGUGCUCAGAGACUUCCUCCUGCAGCCCAGCCUGGGCCUCCUGGUGAGGACGCGCCCCGCACUGGAGGGGGGCGCCCCGCCGCUGGAGAGCCCGCCCCACCGCACCGACGGCCCUGUGGACUCCAGCCAGGGCCCCCUCGCCCCCCUCGCCGGCAGCCCAGGGCCAUGCAGCAGGCGGAGCAGCAGCGCUGAGAAGGCCCCCGAGGAGGCGGACGGGCCGGACGCCGAGUCCUCCGACGACACGGACCGCAGCAGCAAGAGUGCGGGACCGGGGGCUGCGAGCCGCCACAGCCCACACGAGAUGAACCCCCGUGACCCGAGCCCAUCCCCCCAGGACACCAGUGGGCCACAGCCGGCCGCCACGAGGCAGCUGACGGACGCUGACAAGCUGCGCAAGGUGAUCUGUGAGCUCCUGGAGACGGAGCGCACCUACGUGAAGGACUUGAACUGCCUGGUGGAGAGAUACCUCAGGCCCCUUCGGAAGGAGACGUUCCUCACUCCAGAUGAGCUGGACGUGCUCUUCGGGAACCUGCCGGAGAUGGUGGCGUUUCAAGUAGAAUUCCUCAGAACGCUGGAGGACGGGGUGCGCCUGGUCCCUGACUUGGAGAAGCUCGAGAGAGUCGAUCAGUUCAAGAAGGUGCUGUUUUCCCUGGGGGGCUCCUUCCUGUACUACGCCGACCGCUUCAAGCUGUACAGCGCCUUCUGCGCCAGCCACACGGAGGUCCCCAAGGUCCUGGUGAAAGCCAGGACGGACGCGGCGUUCAAGGCCUUCCUGGACGCGCAGAACCCGAAGCAGCAGCACUCGGCCACGCUGGAGUCCUACCUCAUCAAGCCCAUCCAGCGGGUCCUCAAGUACCCGCUGCUGCUCCGCGAGCUCUUCUCGCUGACCGACGCAGACAGCGAGGAGCACUACCACCUGGACGUGGCCAUCAAGACCAUGAACAAGGUGGCCAGCCACAUCAACGAGAUGCAGAAGAUCCACGAGGAGUUCGGGGCUGUGUUCGACCAGCUGAUCGCUGAGCAGACCGGCGAGAAGAAGGAGGUGGCGGACCUGAACAUGGGCGACCUGCUGAUGCACACGACUGUCACCUGGCUGGACCCGCCCGCUGCGCUGGGCAAGUGGAAGAAGGAGCCGGACCUGGCCGCCUUCGUCUUCAAGACCGCCGUGGUCCUGGUGUACAAGCACGGCCCCAAGCAGAAGAAGAAACUGGUUGGACCUCACCGGCUCUCCAUCUAUGAGGAGUGGGACCCUUUCCGCUUCCGGCACAUGAUCCCCACUGAAGCUCUGCAGGUCCGCGCUGUGGCCAGUGCUGACGCAGACACCAGCACGGCCUGUGAGAUCGUGCACGUGAAGUCGGAGUCGGAAGGGAGGCCGGAGAGGGUGUUCCACCUGUGCUGCAGCUCCCCCAAGGCCCGCAAGGAUUUCCUGAGGGCCGUGCACUCCGUCCUGCGGGACAAACACCGCCGGCAGCUGCUCAAAACCGAGAGCCUGCCCUCGGCCCAGCAGUACGUCCCCUUCGGAGGGAAGCGGCUGUGUGCACUGAAGGGGGCCCGGCCGGCCAUGAGCAGGGCAGUGUCCGCCCCGAGCAAGUCUCUCGGCAGAAGGAGGCGGCGGCUGGCUCGGAACAGGUUCACCAUCGAUUCCGACGCCGUGUCCGCCGGCAGCCCGGAGCGAGAGGCCCAGCAGCCCCCCGGCGCCGGGGACACUGACCGGUGGGUGGAGGAGCAGUUUGAUCUUGCACAGUACGAGGAGCAGGACGGCGUCAAGGAGACAGACAUCCUCAGUGACGACGACGAGUUCUGUGAGUCCGAGAAGGGCGCCAGCGUGGACAGGGGCCUGCCCGAGCGGCUGCAGGCUGCCUGCAUCGGUCAGGGGACCCGGGGCCACCCGCGCCCAGACAGCCACGCCUCCCGUAUGACACAGCUCAGGAAGCAGGCGGCCCUGCCCGGCGGCGGAGGGGCCCUGGGGCCGGCGGGCGAGGAGGUCGUCUGGGUCCGGCGUGAAGACCUUGCCCCGUCCCAGAAACUGAACACGGAGAUCUGACCGUCCGCCUGGAGAGUGGGUGCAGAUGCUGGUCCCACCCCGCGCCUCCCUGCUCCCUGCGCCCUCCAGGGCGAGGAUGUCCCCUUCAGCCGCACUCUCGCGCACACAGUCCUGGCAGCCGACUCUGCUCCGAAGCCACAGCAUCAGAACGAGUUGUUCAGAAUCUCAAGCAGGCUCGCGCCCCACCUUCUGUGUGUGGCUAGGGGCUCUCUGUCCCCAUAAACCGAGCUGGGAGAGUGAAGAGAGGUCCCACGGCACCAGAGUCACAUUCCCCUGGGGGGGGGGGUGGCGCUGUGCCACAGGUCACUGGAAGGGACAGCGCAGGAGGAGCAGGAGCAAGGUCACCCUGUCUGAGCCCAGUUGCAGCGUCUCCUGGCUGAGGCCGCUCGCAGUGACGGAGCCAGGGCGUGGCCACAGGGUCCCUCCAGCCCUGUCCUCCUCAGUGUCAGGACCGCCACCCAUCCUCAGGGUGUGCGAGGGGGUGUGCACGGGGGCGUGUGAGAGGACGGGGCCUUUUCGUCUUGAUGGGCCUCUCCCCCUCUUCCGUCCUGGUCUGUGGCUGGUGUCAGGUGACAUCAGCGCUCGGAAGUUGUAAUUUUGCAGAGAAUUAUAAAGAUGCCAAACUCUUUGAAAAGAGACCCAAAUUUAUCACUUGGGGAAAAAAAACGCAAUUUUUUUUUUGUAUUUUCCCUGAGAGGCAGGGUACAGACAGAUGAGAGUUUCACUGUUGGAGUGACUGAGUCUGAAGGGAGGAUUUCACCCUUGCCAGUGUGUGUGAGGCGUGUGGCUUUAUAUUUACACACAUGGACAGCCGGCAGGGUGCUCAUGCGUCGGAGACACGUUUUCCCAGAAGACUGUGUGCGUGUUUGUUUGUCUGUCUGAACCUCCUGUGAGACGGGCGCCUGGCAGGAGCAGACAGGACCCCCAGAGGGCCGGGUGCUUGCCUGGGGCCCCCGCCGGCGGGGGGGCGGGGUCGCGCCUCCUGGGGUUGCCAUGGUGACGCGGCUUGUCCGUCAUAGUUGCAUCUCUGUCCAUUGCCUGCCCUUCCCUGACGCUCCCUCACCAACCUCCCAACAAGACCACCUCUUCCCAGACAUGUCCUGUGUUGAACACUCUCUUCAUGCCAACGAAACAGGGUACACACGCUAAUAAACUCUCACACGCUAAGCAGGUUUCCACGUAGGGAGAACAAAACCAACUUAAAGCACUUUCGAUUUUUCUUUUUUAAUAAAAAAGGUUUGUAGCUUUUUUCCCCCGUUUCACAAGUCCACUUCCUAAGAAGGGUUUAAAUAAUAUGAAAACUUUCUUUUUUGGGAAAAUACCUAUUUGGUGUUUGGCACAUCUGUAGGUACUUUAACGACCUGAAUUUUAUAGCAGCUCUCGGGACUCUAUUUUGUACAAACCAGUCGUGACUUUGUAUUUCCAGACGUGGAGCCCCGCCCCUCGCCGGCGCCCCGCCCCUCCCGCCGGUGCCGCUUGCUGCCUGCUGUCCCGCCCCUCUCUCGGGUUCCCAGGGCUUUGAGCUUGGUCCUCGGGAGGUUUUAUUCUAUGAACUUUUGCUACAUCUUCUGACUUUCUGAAAAAGCUUUAGAGUGGUUUCUACGCCCUUUGUGUCCCUGCACUGUGCACACCGCCCUGGUCCGCUGUGUCCUUCGAGGGGGCGGGAGCCCGGGUCUGUCGCCUGCGCGUCACAGGGUCGGUUGCUCACGGAGGGCGCCGAGCUGCUUGCGCGGUCGCCCUGCCGUGUCUGUGUUCAGAGUUCUUAUAUAUUUCUUUUAUAAGCUGAGAGAAGGUCUAUUUUUGUGUUUCUCGGUCUAUGAGCAGAACGUUGUAAAUGCCUGUCGGACAAUAAAAGCGUUGGAAAGUGUCUGGCUCUGGGCCUUUGUGGGUCGAUGACAGCGGCUGGCAGAGCGCGUGGGGUGGGGACUGCGGGGCCAGGCUCCUUGUCCCCAGUGGCCCUGCUCCUCCGGGGACGCCUGGGUUGCUUAGUGUCAGUGUUUCAGAUUUACUUAUUACGAAGGCGUCACAGAUUCACGAGGCCAGUUGUCCCGCACGGUGAUUCGAUGUCCCCACGCACUGUCUGCAGUGUCGCUGCAUAGCUACCGAGCUCCUGCGAUGAGGACACUUGAGAUCCGGUCUCCGUGUCCACUUACAGAUCGGCGCUCUUGGUGACUGCGGUCGCAUCCCCGCUUCCUGCCGCCUGCGGCCCCUGACCGCCCCCACUCUGUUCUCCAGGAGCUCAGCGCUGUUGGUUGGGCUCAGACGCCACACAGCACGUCCCG
Molecule: messenger RNA, 7660 nt
Organism: Artibeus jamaicensis (Jamaican fruit-eating bat)
Lineage: Eukaryota; Metazoa; Chordata; Mammalia; Chiroptera; Phyllostomidae
Gene: TIAM1
Product: TIAM Rac1 associated GEF 1
Exons: 28
Coding region: 609-5378 (1589 amino acids)
Biological process (GO): activation of GTPase activity; small GTPase-mediated signal transduction; positive regulation of axonogenesis
Cellular component (GO): plasma membrane; synapse; cytosol
Molecular function (GO): guanyl-nucleotide exchange factor activity; protein binding
Source: RefSeq, a predicted model, not a curated record